CUCUUCGCCGCGCUGGGGUUGCGGGAGGAGAGCUUCGCCGUGGGGACCCUCAGCAGGGUCAUCGCCGCCGAGCUGGCCGGCUACGCCCCGGCCAGGAACCGGAGGAGGACAGCCACCAACAAGGCCUCCGUCGUCUUCGUGGACAGGACGUUGGACCUCGCCGGAGCAGUUGGUCAUCAUGGUGACAGUCUGGCAGAGAAGAUACUUUCUGUGCUUCCCCAGCUGCCCGGCCACAAGACCGACGUGAUGGUUAACAUGGCGGAACUAACGGCGCUACAGACUGCGGAUGGAACUUGCAGCAUUAUAGCACCUGGCUGCUUAGCACAACCAAACGAUCCAGCUGCCAGAGCUCUCUGGGAGUCCUUCAUGAACCUCAAGCAGAAGGAAGCUGUGAUGGAGGCUCGGAGACACCUUGUGGAAGCUGCGAGCAGAGAAAAUUUGCCGAUUAAGAUGAGCAUGGGCAGAGUCACCCCAGAACAGCUCAGCUCAUACAUUCAGCUUUUCAGAAAUAAUCUCAAAGCUUUGGAGAACCAUUGUGGUCUUCUACAGCUUGUGCUGGCCACAGUCCAGACUUUGAAACACCCCCAGACUUCCAAAUGGGACAACUUCCUUGCCUUUGAGAGAUUACUUCUGCAGACUAUCGGCGAGUCAGAAAUGCCCAGUGUUUUGAGCCAGUUAUUGCCGAUGAUCAAGUCUUACAACGAGAGGACGAAAGAUGAUUACGCCUGCGAGGACUUCCUUGUCUUGCUGGUCUACAUGUACUCUGUGGUGGGAGAAAUCAGAAGCGGAAAAGAGCUGGACGCAGCUGAAGAGGAGGUGAAAAAGGCCCUGGUCCAGGCGAUUUGCAAUGAGCCAGAGCUGUCUCCUUUGCUGCAGAAAGUAACAGGCUGUGGCUCAUCGCUGAGCCUGACUUCUCAGAAGGCCACCGAUGCAGUGGACAACAUCUUUCGGUCCCUCAGGGAUAUUGCAAGAGCUCGAAUGCAUCUGAAGCAGUUUAAUUCCAUACAUAAUCCGGGCAGCAACACCCACCAGGCUUCUUACAAACCUCUGCUGAAACAGGUAGUGGAAGAGAUCUGUAACCCUGAUCGACCUGAUCCUGUCGAUAUCGAGCACGUCUCAUCAGGCCUCACCGACCUCCUCAAAACUGGAUUCAGCAUGUUCAUGAAGGUGAAUCGCCCUCACCCUGGUGAUCAUCCUCUUCUGAUCAUCUUUAUGGUUGGUGGAGUGACAGUCUCCGAGGUCAAAAUGGUGAAGGAUCUGGUAGCAGCACGCAAACCUGGUACCCAGCUAAUGGUGCUCUCCUCCGCGCUCCUGACACCGCGAAGCGCUGUGGAGUUGUUGUUUGCCGAGGAACGUCCCCAGCCCGACACCGAUAUCUGA
Molecule: messenger RNA, 1380 nt
Organism: Opisthocomus hoazin
Lineage: Eukaryota; Metazoa; Chordata; Aves; Opisthocomiformes; Opisthocomidae
Gene: SCFD2
Product: sec1 family domain containing 2
Biological process (GO): vesicle-mediated transport
Source: RefSeq, a predicted model, not a curated record